GCCGUGCCUUGCCUCUCAGCGCGGCGGCGAGGGCCGGGCAGCGCUGUAACUGGAAACCGGAGCCUUCACCGUCACCGCGCGGCCACUUUCCAUUCACUUCUAGGUGCUUCAUUGAGGGCUGGGGAGAAGCGCUCCCGGUGCCUUAGGAUUAUUUCACAAAGGAAUUGGGAGUACCUUUGCUACCACGAAGAAGAGAGACUUUUCUUUAUGGUUUGUUUUUAUUUUAUUUUAUUCUAUUUCUCCUCCUCACCAUGAGCUAGGUUUGGAAUUAAAACGUUCUGGUAACAGGAGUGGAGCUCAUAAACUGAUAGAAACCAGAUAGAAAUCUGUAUUACUGGUUCCUUCAAUAGCUAGGUUUCAUUUCUUGGAUAUUAAGUUGCAAAUCUGAAGAGAUGGCAUUUCUUGUACUGCACGUGGUGAUUGGGAUAUUUAUUUACUUUAGCAAUGUAAAAGGAUCUUCCCAGCCUCAAGCAAGGGUAUUUUUAACAUUCAAUGAGCUUCAAGCGACGAAGACCUCUGAAUAUCACAGAAUAUCACACAGUCCUCUGGAUUACAGGAUAUUAUUAAUGGAUGAAGAUCAGGAUCGGAUCUAUGUGGGCAGCAAAGAUCACAUUCUGUCUUUGAAUAUCAAUAAUAUAAGCCAAGACCCUCUUAGUAUUUUGUGGCCAGCAUCAGCAAAUAAGGUUGAAGAGUGCAAAAUGGCUGGCAAAGACCCUACGCAUGGCUGUGGAAAUUUUGUGCGGGUGAUACAGUCAUACAAUCGCACACACCUGUACGUCUGUGGCAGUGGAGCCUUCAGCCCAGUGUGUGUGUAUGUCAACAGGGGACGCAGGUCUGAGGAACAAAUCUUCAAGAUUGACUCCAAGUGUGAGUCAGGGAAGGGACGCUGCUCUUUCAACCCAAAUGUGAACACAGUGUCUGUUAUGAUCAAUGAAGAGCUUUUUUCAGGAAUGUAUAUUGAUUUCAUGGGGACAGAUGCAGCCAUUUUUCGGAGCCUGACCAAGCGGAACGCCGUGCGAACUGACCAGCACAACUCCAAGUGGCUGAGUGAGCCUAUUUUUGUAGAUGCUCAUGUUAUACCAGAUGGCACUGACCCCAAUGAUGCCAAAAUCUACUUCUUCUUCAAAGAGAGACUGACAGACAACAGUGGCAGCACCAAGCAAAUUCACUCAAUGAUUGCAAGAAUAUGCCCAAAUGAUACAGGUGGUCAGCGUAGUCUUGUGAACAAAUGGACUACAUUCUUGAAAGCAAGACUGGUGUGCUCAGUAAUGGAUGAAGAUGGAACAGAAACAUACUUUGAUGAAUUAGAGGAUGUGUUUCUUUUGGAGACAGAUAAUCCCAGAACAACGCUUGUGUAUGGAAUUUUUACAACAUCAAGCUCCAUUUUUAAAGGCUCAGCUGUGUGUGUGUAUCAUUUAUCUGACAUCCAGACUGUGUUCAAUGGGCCAUUUGCACACAAGGAGGGCCCAAACCAUCAGCUGAUUCCAUAUCAGGGCAGAAUUCCAUACCCACGACCUGGCACUUGUCCAGGAGGAGCCUUCACACCCAAUAUGAGGACAACCAAAGAGUUUCCAGAUGAUGUUGUGACCUUCAUUAGAAAUCAUCCUUUGAUGUAUAAUCCCAUUUACCCAAUACAUAAGAGGCCAUUAAUCAUCCGGAUAGGAACAGACUACAAGUAUACAAAGAUUGCUGUGGACCGAGUGAAUGCUGCUGAUGGAAGAUACCAUGUCUUGUUUCUUGGAACAGAUCAAGGAACUGUACAAAAAGUUGUUGUCUUACCCACCAACUUCUCUGCAAGCGGAGAACUCAUUUUAGAAGAGCUGGAGGUUUUUCAGAGUAACUCUCCUAUAACAACAAUGAAGAUUUCAUCUAAAAAGCAACAGCUGUACGUGAGCUCAGAGGAAGGGAUCACACAGGUCCCCCUGCACCGCUGCCACAUCUAUGGGACCGCCUGUGCUGACUGCUGCCUUGCCCGGGACCCUUACUGUGCCUGGGAUGGCAACUCCUGCUCCAGGUUCUAUCCCACAGGGAAAAGGAGGAGUCGUAGGCAAGAUGUGAGACAUGGAAACCCUCUGACUCAGUGCCGAGGUUUCAACCUGAAAGCAUACAGAAAUGCAGCAGAAACAGUCCAAUAUGGAGUGAAAAACAACACCACCUUUCUUGAAUGCACACCCAAAUCUCCUCAGGCUUCUAUUAAAUGGCUGCUACAGAAAGAUAAUGACAGGAGGAAAGAGGUUAAGCUGAAUGAGAGGAUCAUAGCUACUGAGCAAGGACUUCUCAUUCGCUCUGUCCAAGACAGUGAUCGGGGGCUUUAUCACUGCAUUGCAACAGAGAACAAUUUCAAGCAGACCUUAGCGAAGAUCAAUUUCAAAGUGCUGGAUACAGAGAUGGUGGCCUACAUGACAGACAAAUGGUCCCCGUGGACCUGGGCCAGCUCAGUGCGAGCCCUGCAGUUCCACCCAAAGGACUUUGUGGGAACUUUCAGUCACUCUGAAAUGCAGAUGAUCAACCAAUACUGCAAAGACAGUAGACAGCAAGGUCAGCGGAGGGAAGAACCCCAGAAGAUGAGAGGAGACUACAGCAAACUAAAGGCCCUUAUCAACAGCAGGAAAAGUAGAAAUAGAAGAAAUCAGUUACCUGGUUCUUAAUUUUAUUUUGCUGAAGGAGAUAUCUUUGUCCUCACUGUAGAGGGCUUAUGUUUGUCUGUUGAGAACAAAGUUGUGCAAAUACGAUGAAAAAUUAGAUGAAAUUACAACAAGCUUCAGAAAAGAUCCUCCUCCAAAUAAAAUGCAGUGUAACUCAAGUAAAGAAAAGAUGUGGAGUUUUUCAGUCCUAGAUGCUUACUGGCACUAGGUUAGUCUAUGUCAUGGAAACAAAAAUGAGUGUUCUUCUUAAACCAGAUUCAUAUUUAGUAUCUCGUUAUUUAAUUAUAGUUGAACAGAAAUUUAGUUACAGUUGAACAAGCUCAGUGCAGCAUCUUGCAACUCUGGAGCAGUACCAGAAUGGUGGUGGAAGAAUCUGGAUUAAGAUGCACACCCCAAGUAGGGUGGUACUAAAAUUUCUUUGCACUGCAUUUACGAACACGAGUUUCUGCUUGUUUACUAAUUAAUACUGGGUUUACAAUUUUCAUUCAUUCUUCAAAUCAUUUAGGUACAUGCAGAUAAGAUGCACGUAAAGUGUAAUAGAAAUGUGUCAUUCAUUCAGAGGUCAAAUGAAGGAAUGAAUAGAAGAAAAAAAAUAUGUUUUUAUACUUUGUCAGAGGAAACACUGAUUGUUGUGCAUAGUAUGAGUUGUAAUAAAUUAAUGAGUUCUGGAAUGUAACUUAAAAUAUCUCUGCUCAUAUUGAUUUUUGUUAAUAUACGAUGUUCUGUAACACUACAGAGCUUUAUAAGUGGUACAACGCUAACAUGAGAAUGUUCAUUAUAUGUACAAUUUUGAAAGCACCUAAGUGACUUGGGUAUUUUAGCUGUUUUCAAAGAAUUACACUCCUUUGGUUUGUUUUUCAAAAGACAGAAUGUGUAGAGUGUUUAUUCAAAAAAAAAGUAUUUAAUCUAUUGCAUAGUUAAAUUGAGGUCGGCUUGCAAUAUAGAAACAAGUUAUGAACAUGUUUGAAAAUUUUAAAACUUAUUUUUUUCAGCUUCUCAACAUGGAAAAUGUUAUCUAGAUUUUUUAAA
This is a messenger RNA of Lagopus leucura (white-tailed ptarmigan), 3674 nucleotides long. It is a transcript of the gene SEMA3C, whose product is annotated as semaphorin 3C. The coding region runs from base 393 to 2648 and encodes 751 amino acids. Gene Ontology annotation, molecular function: semaphorin receptor binding; chemorepellent activity. The record is from RefSeq and is a predicted model, not a curated record. Lineage: Eukaryota; Metazoa; Chordata; Aves; Galliformes; Phasianidae. Gene Ontology annotation, biological process: neural crest cell migration; semaphorin-plexin signaling pathway; negative regulation of axon extension involved in axon guidance. The transcript is spliced from 18 exons.